GUGAGCUAAUUCAAUGGAAAAGUAAUUAUUAUUAUUAUAUUACUGCGUAAUUUGAUUUAACCGUUUUCUAAAUUAUUGACGUGAUGGAAUGGAAUUAAAGGAGUCGAUUAUUCGGUGUAUGCUAGUUGUGUGCUUGUUUGAAUGGCAUUUAGUCUCUGGUUUUAUCCAAACUGCAAUGUCCACUUCGAUGUUUUCACCGUGUUUUUAGAAAAUAUAAUUUUGUAAAAUAACCAAAUGUUCAACCUACUCUUUGCAUGCAUUGGCAAACUAUAGCCUGUAUUCCUCUCUUGCCAGACUUUGACAGGGAUGAAGGAUGCCGCGGCGGAGCUACUGGGUCACAGGGAGGCUCUAAAGUGCAGACUAGGCGGUGGAGUGGGAUCUGACCCCGGCCACUCCGGCGAGCUAGCCCCGGGGCCAGACACCGUGGAGGGGGCUACCAUGCUCCCUGGAGACGAUAUCAACAACGGAGGAUCCAACCCUUCCGGCAUGCAGGUCAACAGUAAAGAGCAACAGGACAAGCAACAGCAGAAUAACUCCAGCCAAUCCGGAGGAAGUCAGAGUCAGAAACAGAAGCGCCACCGGACCCGGUUCACCCCGGCCCAACUUAACGAACUGGAGCGCAGCUUCGCCAAAACGCACUACCCAGACAUCUUCAUGAGGGAGGAACUGGCACUACGGAUCGGCCUAACGGAAUCUCGCGUGCAGGUAACGGAAUCUCGCGUGCAGGUUUGGUUCCAGAACCGACGUGCCAAGUGGAAGAAGCGCAAGAAGACCACCAACGUUUUUCGCAACCCGGGGACGCUGCUGCCCACCCACCACGGCCUGCACAGCCAGUUCAACUCUGCCGCUGCCGCCGCCGCGGCCAUGGGCGAUAGCCUAUGCUCCUUCCACGCCAACGACACACGAUGGGCUACGGCAGGGAUGCCAGGCGUCUCUCAGCUGCAGCUCCCUCCAGCCCUGGGUCGCCAGCACCAGCAUGCCAUGGCGCAGUCCCUGUCCCAGUGUAGCCUGUCCGGUCCGCCGCCCAACUCCAUGGGGCUAUCCAACAUGUCGUCGAACGGAUCCGGGCUCCAGUCUCACCUCUACCAGAACCCGUUCCCUGGGAUGGUCCCGGCCUCCUUGUCCGGUCCCACCAACGUGACGGGCUCGCCCCAGCUGUGUAGCUCCCCAGAAAAUGACGUCUGGAGAGGGACGAGCAUCGCCUCCCUGCGGCGCAAAGCGCUGGAGCACACAGUAUCCAUGAGUUUCACUUAGUACCAACCACGAAUCCAACGGCCACGUUUUACGCGUUUUUGUUUUUACUUCGUCUUCUUUUAUGAUUUUUUUGUUUUGUUGUUGAACCCAUCCAGCCAAAUACAGCUGGACAAGGAUGUGAACGUCUCCAAGCAAAACAAGCAACAGGAAAACAACAGCCCUAUUCCCCAGUUGUGUUGCCAAACUAAUACUGAAACCAAACCAUUUGAAGGUGGAUAAAUGGCUAAAUGUUUAUCUUAUUAAUUUAUGAUGUGCAUGUAUUGAUGACAACUUUAUUUAUUUUACAUUUAUAAAUGCCAUAUUUAUUUAUUUACUUACUUAUCAACGUAUUUAUUUAUUUAUACUUUUUUAAUAUAUAUAUAUAACACCUCGUUUUCGUUUCAUUCCUUUCUAACAAAAUAGUAGACCACUGAUAUUUGCCACUGGAGUUUCUAACAGUUUCCACAGGCCGAUGGUCGAGGGUAUAAAAACUGUAAAAAAAAUAAAUAAGAAAGCUCAUUUUUAUUGUCAUCUGCUGCACAGCAUGCGACCGAUCAUGAUGGGCCACGGGCAUGCGCCGUGCACGUGCAGAUAUCACACUUGGAAGUUUUCUUUUUUUGUGUGUAAAGCGUCAAAAGAUGAAUAAAACGGAAAAGAGGGAGACACGUGACCAUCUCAAAGGAAUCACGCAACAUGGAAACAAACUUGACUGCAUGUGCUGGCCAAGGCAAAUGUACGGAAACACCAUAAAUAAGACAAGAAAAUCGACUUGAAUAUAAUCUGUUAUAUAGGAUGUUUUGUGUAGAGGAAGCAUUCUUGACUUGUUCCCAUUUGGUCAGUUUGUGAUAUGUUCUAAUCUAAAUUAUUGUAUGUGCUUAUUAUCAAAUCUGAAUUUCUUAAAUGUUUGAUCUUAUACUGAACAAACCAUUUCGUUUCAUGGACAUGUUUAUAUCAAUUGACUGUAAAUGAACAAAUAAAAAUCAUUUUCAAUAUGUCA
Molecule: messenger RNA, 2230 nt
Organism: Oncorhynchus mykiss (rainbow trout)
Lineage: Eukaryota; Metazoa; Chordata; Actinopteri; Salmoniformes; Salmonidae
Source: RefSeq, a predicted model, not a curated record